GCCGUUACUUUGGCGUCUGAGCCGGGAGGUGUGGAGGGGUACGGGACAGAGAGCGGCGGCGGCGGCGGCGGCGGUCGCACGGCGCGGCGGCCCGAGACCGGGCAGCGGGCCUUCGCCAUGCCAGGGAUGGUGCUCUUCGGCCGUCGCUGGGCCAUCGCCAGCGAUGACUUGGUCUUCCCGGGGUUCUUCGAGCUGUUCCUGCGAGUGCUGUGGUGGAUUGGCAUUCUGACUUUGUACCUCAUGCACAGAGGGAAGCUGUACUGUGCUGGUGGGGCUCUGCUCAGCAGUUACUUGAUCGUUCUCCUUGUUCUCCUGGCAGUCGUUAUAUGUACGGUGUCAGCCAUUGUGUGUGUCAGCAUGAAAGGAACCAUCUGUAAUCCUGGACCACGGAAAUCUAUGUCUAAGCUGCUUUACAUCCGCCUGGCACUCUUCCUGCCAGAGAUGGUCUGGGCUUCCCUGGGGGCCAUUUGGAUAUCAGAUGGUGUUGAGUGCGACAGGACAGUUGUAAAUGGCAUCAUUGUGACUGUCACUGUCAGCUGGAUUAUCAUCGCCUCCACUGUGGUCACCAUUAUCAUUGUCUUUGACCCACUGGGGGGGAAAAUGGCUCCAUAUUCCUCUGCUGGUCCCAGUCACCUGGAUAGUCAUGAGUCGAGCCAGUUCCUUAAUGGCCUUAAGACAGCAGCUACAAGUGUGUGGGAAACCCGAAUCAAGGUCCUGUGCUGCUGCAUCGGGAGAGACGAUCAUACUCGAGUUGCUUUUUCGAGUACGGCAGAGCUUUUCUCAACCUACUUCUCAGACACAGACCUGGUGCCCAGUGACAUCGCGGCAGGCCUCGCCCUUCUCCACCAGCAACAGGACAAUGUCGGAAACAACUGGGAGCCUGAUGAGGUGAUCAGCCACUCCCCGGAGCCCUCCCAGGAAGCUGGUUUGGAUGCAGAACUGGAAAACUGCCACCACUUUAUGCAGUUUGCAGCAGCUGCCUAUGGGUGGCCUCUCUACAUUUAUAGAAACCCGCUUACGGGGCUGUGCAAGAUUGGUGGUGACUGUUGCAGAAGCAGGACAACAGAAUAUGAUUUGGUCGGUGGUGAUCAGCUCGACUGUCACUUCGGCUCCAUCCUGCACACGACAGGACUGCACUACAGGGACUUCCUUCACAUAAGCUUUCAUGACAAGGUCUAUGAGCUCCCCUUCCUGGUGGCCCUGGAUCACAGGAAGGAAUCCGUGGUGGUGGCUGUGAGAGGAACCAUGUCUCUCCAUGACAUCCUUACGGACCUGUCAGCAGAGAGCGAGACCCUCAGCUUAGAGUGUGAGGUGCAGGACUGUUCGGCACACAAGGGGAUUUCUCAAGCCGCCAGAUACAUUUACCAACGACUCAUCAACGAUGGGAUUUUGAGCCAAGCAUUCAGCAUUGCUCCUGAAUACCGGCUUGUCAUUGUGGGGCACAGCCUGGGGGCAGGCGCUGCAGCCCUGCUGGCUAUCAUGCUCAGAAACUCUUACCCACAAGUCAGGUGUUACGCCUUCUCCCCACCCAGGGGGCUGCUGAGCAAAUCCCUUCACGAAUACUCUAAGAACUUCAUUGUGUCACUCGUCCUGGGCAAGGAUGUGAUUCCCAGGUUAAGUGUGACCAACCUAGAAGAUUUAAAGAGGAGAAUCCUGCGAGUGAUUGCUCACUGUAACAAGCCCAAGUACAAGAUCUUGCUGCACGGGUGCUGGUAUGAGCUGUUCGGAGGGAACCCUGACAACUUUCCAACUGAACUGGAAGGGGGCAACCAGGGAGACCUGACACAGCCCCUCCUUGCGGAGCAGAGCCUGCUGGCGCACGGGUCCCUGGCCUACAGCUUCUCCAGCGACUCCCCGCUGGAGUCCCCUACCAAGUACCCCCCGCUCUACCCUCCAGGCAGGAUCAUCCACCUGCAAGAGGAGGGCCCUUCAGGGAGGUUUUGCCACUGCUCUGCUACUCAGUACAGUGCCAAGUGGUCACAUGAGUCAGAGUUCAGCAAAAUACUCAUUGGCCCCAAGAUGCUAACGGACCACAUGCCUGACAUCCUGAUGAGAGCCUUGGACAGUGUGGUGUCUGACAGGGCUGCGUGCACCUCCUGUCCAGCUCGAGGCUCUGCUAUGGAUGCGGUGUGACCAGGGCUACUGGAUGCCACUCCAGGACAAUGGACUUGCACUGCUGCUCUUCAGCUGAGUGUCUGCGCCUCCCAGAUGCCUGAACCUUGGGUGACACUCUCAGCACGAGCAGUAUCAGGAGAGCACGGGGUGCUGGGGCAGAAUGGGCACGUGGGAAGCUUCAGGAAGCCCCUUCUUGUUGGCCUGCUGCUUCCACCCCAGGAGAGGGUGGGAACCCAAAGGGCCAGGUUUAAGGCCCUAGUGGAUCUGUAGACUCCCACCCUUCAGGACACCUUUUCAGGGACAGCGUCUUCUCUUUACCACUGUUUUAAAGUCUGAACUUGGCAGACUGGUGUGUGUACUUUGCAACUGGAUUCUCCUGGUAACAUGAUCACACUACUGUUGUGAGGGCAUAGACUGGGCUUUUCUCCCUGGUGGCGUAUGGGACAGCCCUGAGCUCUGAUUAGGAAUCAAGACAAAAGCAGGGUGGGGAAUGAGUGGAGACUCUGCUCCUGGUCACCUCCAGCCCCAGCACUCCGCUCCUUGUUUCCAUGGCCCAGCUGUCUCAUCACCAGCAGCCAGUUAAUGAAUGCUCAUGGAAAUUCUGGCUCAUGGCAGUCAGCCAGUAGAUUCAAAGAAAGUAAAACAGACACCUCAUUAGUAUCUAUGCAGUGACAUGCUUUUCUACUGGAUGUUUCCAGGAAGGUCUAUUUUACUGGGUGAUUUAGAGUGAUCAUGUUUUAAACUUUUUUCCUGUCUCCUGCAAACAACAAAAUAAAGUCUUUCAUUUUCUUAGA
Messenger RNA from Manis javanica (Malayan pangolin), 2909 nucleotides. RefSeq names its product diacylglycerol lipase beta (gene DAGLB). Gene Ontology annotation, biological process: diacylglycerol catabolic process; arachidonate metabolic process; neurogenesis. The record is from RefSeq and is a predicted model, not a curated record. NCBI's taxonomy places the organism in Eukaryota, Metazoa, Chordata, Mammalia, Pholidota, Manidae. Gene Ontology annotation, molecular function: triacylglycerol lipase activity. Gene Ontology annotation, cellular component: plasma membrane; cytoplasm.